UCUAGUAUGGGCUGUGAAGAGGAUUUAGGCGAACAUUCCCUCACCCACUUGUUGGUUUUGUGCAGGUCUCUGGAAUACACCAUUUAUGACCAUGAGCUGAAGGAUACCAAAAAGAAGCUGGAAGAACUGGAAACACGGCGAGAGUCCAGCAGUUCAGUGGCUGAGAAAUUGCGUGAGAACCUGCAGAAUGCGGCCGAAAAGAUAAAGAAACUGAGCAAGGAGCUGCGGGAGGUGAAGAGUCGUGCGCAGGCCCAGCGGGAGGAGCGGAGGCCCUGUCGCGGAGCAGUCGUCGGCGCUCAAGGAGAAGACCCGCCUGGAGCUGACCAUUAGGACCUGCGCGAUGAGGUGGAGGGGACGACUCAUCGCGCAAGCGUGCUGAGCGGGAGCUGGCCCGCCUGCAGGAGACAGUGGCCCAGAAGAUGGCCCUGCUGGACGGCAUCCGUCCCCAGUACGAGGCACAGAAAAAGCGCGAGGAGGAGUGCA
Messenger RNA from Dermacentor silvarum, 483 nucleotides. RefSeq names its product structural maintenance of chromosomes protein 3-like. Gene Ontology annotation, biological process: mitotic sister chromatid cohesion. Gene Ontology annotation, molecular function: double-stranded DNA binding; cohesin loader activity. NCBI's taxonomy places the organism in Eukaryota, Metazoa, Arthropoda, Arachnida, Ixodida, Ixodidae. The record is from RefSeq and is a predicted model, not a curated record. Bases 7 to 330 code for a protein of 107 amino acids. The transcript has 3 exons.